Messenger RNA from Didymodactylos carnosus, 267 nucleotides. The record is from the annotation of a GenBank genome assembly. Lineage: Eukaryota; Metazoa; Rotifera; Eurotatoria; Philodinida; Philodinidae.
AUGUUGCCACAAGAUUCAGAGUGGUUGAUUACCUAUGUUUCCAUUCGUUUUCGGAAUGACUACCCGACAGAAAAUCAACAGGGACCGCAUACAAAAGAAUUUGAACGUGCUACAACUACCGAUGAAGCUUUCCAACAGACAAUUAAAGCUUCGAAAACUUUAGCAUCUGUUGCAAUUGAUUUCUUAGAAGAUGAUUUAUUUGCAAAGAGUGUUGUAGAUGAAUUUAAAUUAUCGUCGACAUCUGAUACAACCACCACCCAAUCAUAG